UACAUGUAUACAUGACAUUUACAUUGUGUUCAAAGUGAUUGCUUAUUUGUAAUUUUGACAGCGGGGAUUAACACAUUUUAUUUACUUUUUUUAUUGUAAAUAAAGAAUGUAACAAAAGGAUUAAACAUGCUCUAGUCAUUGGGUCAUUCAAGUAGAGAUUUAAACGUCAUUUUUGAAAUAUGCUGAGGAUUUGUUAACAUUGAAAACAUAUUUUAUAUGACAUCGUAAUGAAGACGGUUUCGAUGUUUUAAGCAAAAAUACGGAUUUGUACAAGAGUGAUUCUGAAAAGAGAAAGCGUAUUAAAAAAAGUUUCGCCACUUAGGUUCGGAUAUCUAUUGACAAAUUUACUAAGAACGUAGUAUAAGUGGACGAAACACGAUUUUUUCUUGGAAUUUUUUUAAUACCCACGUCGUGAGCAGUGAUGGUGCGAACAACGGCAGUUUGCGUAACGAUUUUGAUGCUGACAACGGCCGUUAGUGCUCAAACUAACGUGAUUACGGACACACUCUCCAAACUAACUACUCUGAAUAAUUACCGAUACAACAAUGUCUAUAGAUAUCAGGCAAGGUGCUCGUUACCAUGUAAAGGGUCAUACAAACCAGGCGAUUUCAAGGUCACAAUUUCUUUGGACAAAAUAUGCUCCAAUUUCGAGUCCUUUGGCAACUUCAAAUCUGCUCAAACCACAAGGAGCUCAGUUUGGUUCCUAAGCAACACAAACUGGAUCAGCAGCAACAGCCAAGGCAUGUGUCAGUUUGAUGUACAGUUUGAUCACACGCCACAAAAUCCCGUGCCAACCGGCACGUGCGAACAAGACUGGGAAAUGCCAUACGACUGCCAGAUUGAUGACGUCAAUGGGGCUGUAUUAUAUGGCUGGAUGACAUGUUUUAAUGUGGCGGCACAACAACUAGACGAGUGUUACAAUCAGACCGUAUUUUCCCAGUGUUGCAAUACAUGUAACAAAAACAGAUUUACUGACAUUGAAGACUGCCCAUUCGGUGACCUACGACCCUGGCAGUGUACAAGCAUUGAAGACUUUAAUUGCUAUGACAACAGUACUGAACAGAAUUGUUGUAAAACAUGCCAUGAUAAGGCCCAAGAUAGACAGCCAAAAAUAGAAGGCUGCCGUUACGGAGAUAAUGUUCCAAAUUUCUGUGCGGAUAUAGAAGAUUAUCAGUGUUAUGAGCAUGCAAGAGAAUGUUGUGAAACCUGUUAUUGGCGAUCGGAACCCAGUCAACCAGACUGUCUUUAUGGUAACAAGAAACCAGCAUUGUGUUAUGAUCUGUCUACAUAUCAGUGCUACAAUAAGACUGUAGAAAAUGAUUGCUGUGGAUGGUGUAAUGAGCUCAGAAAUGAUAACAACCCAGAUUGUCGGUAUGGAGACAGAGAGCCGAAAUGUAACAAUAUAGAGAGGUGGGAUUGUUACACCCCCAGAAUACUUGACACUUGCUGCGAGACUUGUGUUGAGCUGGCGGAUAAUAACUACCCAGAAUGUGCUUACGGUGACAGACGAGAUUGUUCGGACAUCUCAAGGGACGAAUGUUAUCGAGGCGAUGUAGAAGCUGAGUGUUGUGAAACUUGUAGAUUCAUACAAGAGAACAAUUGCUUAGAACAAAGCUUGGAUGAGGAGUACGACAUUGAUAUAUGUGGAGGACUGAACUCGCAGGACUGUUACAAUGAGGAUAAACGUAGUCAGUGCUGUUUUACAUGCAUUGAAUAUUAUAAACAAAAUACACAUCUUAGUGAAGAUUGUAAAUAUGGGAAUAGGGUUCCAAGCAGAUGUUAUUCAAUAAACAACACUGAUUGUUAUAAUGGGAAGGUGGAGACUGAAUGCUGUGAGACUUGUUCUUAUUACACACUGAGCAGUUUGCCUACACACUGUCGGUAUGGAGACCAAGCUAAUGACUGUCGACUUAGACCGCCAUAUGACUGCUACAAUUUAAAUGUACAAGAUAUGUGUUGCGAAACAUGUGCGGCAUACGAUAAAACUGACAGUCUUGGUGCAGCCUGUCGGUAUGGAGACAGACGUGAUGAUUGUUAUGAGAGAGGAAACUACAAGUGUUACAACGCAGAUGACCGACAGGAAUGUUGUAGAUACUGCCAGACUAUAGAAGAUAAGGAUAAUGUUGGUUGUGAGUUUGGUGAUAAAGAAGAGUCAUGUGACAGGAUAAAAGCGUCAGAGUGUUAUACGAGGGAGGGUAAAUGCUGUGAUACAUGCCCUACAAAACUCUCUGUUUAUAAUAUAGACAAUUGUGAAUAUGGAGACAGGGACAAUUGUUCUGGGAUCUCAAGAAAUGAUUGCUAUGAUCCAAAUACUGCAUUUAUGUGUUGUGAAACGUGCUGGUUGCAUAGCAACGGAAAUACCGGUGACUGUAGUUUUGGUGAUAAGUCCAGUGACUGCAGCUCAAUUAGCCCACAUGAAUGUUAUUAUCGUGAAAACGAGUGUUGUAAAACCUGUGAAAAACUCAUCAAUACAGCUACAGACUUGAGUUACUGUAAGUAUGGAGAUAGGCGUGUGGGCUGUUCCAAUAUAACAGCGGAUCAGUGCUAUGGGCAAAACACAGAGUAUCAGUGUUGUGAAACUUGCUUCAAUAAAAGAAGGACAGACCUUUCAGAUGAUUGUAUGUAUGGUGACAAGGCACGUUCGUGCAAGUCGUCACAAUUUCACGGCUCUGAAUGUUAUAUUGAUUCUCGGGAAGACCAGUGCUGCGAAACAUGUAGCGAACUGGAAACAAAUGACCGAGACUGCGAAUAUGGGGACAAAGAUGUGAAAUGUAGGGAUGUAGGACUGUUCCCAUAUUUUUGCUACAAUAAAACUGUAGAAAAUGCUUGCUGCUCAUCUUGUCCACAACUGUACGAUACAGCUUAUCCAGGCUGCGAAUAUGGGGACAAGUACGAGUUCUGUGAGUCAACAAAAUGUGUGGAUUACCCGUUUUUCCGGAGAGAAGAUUGUUGUUUUACCUGCUGGUAUUAUAAUGAUCAUUCUACGGACAUAACGUAUUCAACAACAUUUCCUACGUCUUCAUCUACAGACAAUGCUAGUCCAGGUGAAAAGAAAAAACAAGAUUCCAGUAGUAACACAUUACCGAUAGUGGGUGGAGUUAUAGGUGGCGUUCUUGUCAUUGCUAUAAUUAUAAUAGGAGCUUGCUUCAUCAUGAGGAGGAAGUCAAAUGCUGAGAAAGCGACGAAUAAAUUUACUGAUUUAUCAGUGGGCUCAAACACACAACCUCCCAACACAAGUAUACCAUCAUACCCCAGCAAUGGACAGAAGAAUGGUGGUAUAGGUAACCCUGGUUACAAUUCACGCCCAGAACAACCAAAACGGCCGCCACCCAAGAGACAGGAUUCAAAACAAGAUGAGGAGGUGUAUGAUUAUAUCAAUGAUAGUGAUGUCAGGUCAUUGCCUAGUAUUAAAAAACCUUCAGUUCCGGACAGAAUAGACGAAGGCGGAGCCGUUUAUUUAGAGCCUACAGCAGACGGAAAAGCUGAAUAUUUUAAUCCAACAUUCCAAAAUGACUCGUCCAAAGAUUAUCAUACCUACCAUGUGUUGCAAAAAGAUAGUAAUGUAGAGCGUGAAUACAUGAAGCUGUGAUAAAGCAUGUACAUAAAGUAGUUCUUUGGACAUUCUUGAAUGUACUGUUAGAAUCUUUAAAGCUGUGUGCCAAUAUAUCUGUAUGCAGCUGUGUGAACGAACAUACGAUGCCCUGUGUAUCAAUAUAUGCUGAGCUAUUGACUGAUUUGUUUACACAUGGAUGCAAACAUAUGCAGCUGUGUACUAGUAGAUAAAAAUUUAACAUACACUGCA
This is a messenger RNA of Ruditapes philippinarum (Manila clam), 3802 nucleotides long. RefSeq lists its product as uncharacterized. Bases 422 to 3589 code for a protein of 1055 amino acids. NCBI's taxonomy places the organism in Eukaryota, Metazoa, Mollusca, Bivalvia, Venerida, Veneridae. The record is from RefSeq and is a predicted model, not a curated record. The transcript is spliced from 24 exons.